GACCCCGUUUGUUUGAUUUCUACAAGAAUGCACGCUUCUCUUCUUGCGCAAAAUCCUGUAUCUGAUCUAUCUUAUAUCGCGAUAUUGUUGGCUGGAACUGUUGGCUGGCUUGCUGUUGGCUGGCUUAUUGUUGGCUUACUUGACAUAGGCUUAUAUAGGGCCUUGCUAAAGGCCGCCGUACCGGUACUGUGUACCAGACCUGACACGAGACUCGAGAGUUAUUUCACAUUUGCCUAGUUUUGUGUUUAAUGAGCUUUUCUAGGUGAAGAUGUUCAAAAAACUGCUCGCGAUCGUGCAGCCGCCAUUAGGGGGUUAACAAUGCAAAAUCCACCUGACGAGGUUUGUUGCAAAAGAAAAUGUGUCCGGUGUGACACAGAUGAAGUCAUCCGCUAUACGUGGGGUUCGAGCUCGGCUGGUUGAAGAUUAUCCAGGGUUAGAAGAAUAUCAAGAUCAAAUUCUACCAAAGAAGGAAUCAUAUAAUCUUGUUAAGUGCCAUGAGAGGAUAGAGAUCAUAGCCGUUGGAGGCGAACCAGUUUUCUUCAAGCAACGAGAUGGACCCUACAUGCCUUGUCUCAAGUUAUUACAUAAAUAUCCAACGAUACUCCCGUGGCAGCAAGUAGAUAAAGGAGCUAUACGUUAUGUACUGAGUGGUGCUAAUAUUAUGUGUCCGGGUCUUACAUCUCCAGGAGCUAAACUAGCUCCAAGUGAAAAAGACAAGAUUGUUGCAAUAAUGGCUGAAGGCAAAACACAUGCCCUUGCAAUAGGACUAAUGAAGAUGUCUUCUGAAGAAAUAAUGAACGUCAACAAAGGAAUUGGGAUUGAUAACAUCCACUAUCUCAAUGAUGGUCUAUGGCAUAUGAAGCAGAUUAAAUAACACUGGCAAAUUUCUUGAUGUGAGGCAACAUUGAAGAAAUGCUUGGAUGCAAGAGACUUUUUCUUUUCCUGCUGCUGCAUUGAAGUCCUUGUGACCAUCAUUGGAUGAAAUAUGGUAUAAUUUCACAAAACCAUCAAAGACCUAUUCAUAACAUUUACAAAUAUUUAGUUUUAGAGAUAUGCGUUAGCAACAAGUUAUUUUAAUAACCUGUUAAGAUUGGAUCAAUUACUGAAGUCUUUUCACACAGUUCUUGUUGCUAUAUCAUGUAAGACAUUAGAAAAACCAGAAAUGUAUGCAUGACAUUUUAGAAAAGCAAACAGGUCUAGUUUCAUAAACUCACUGACAACCCAUUAAAUGGAAACGUGUCAAUGGAUGCUUAUUUAUUUGUCCGUAUGAUUAUAAAUAUGACAUUAAGUUUGGUAGCAAUUUGCAGAUGGUUUUGUGGAACUUUCCAACUACUAGUAUAACUUCUGCUAAUGACAGUUGUUAAGGUCUUUCAGUGAGAACAGUUCAACAUGAUUAUCGAUAAAACUUUCAUGUUAUGGCAAAAAGUACUGAGUCACCUUUGGAUUCUUCACCAUGCGUAAGCUUCCUCAGUAAGAGAUGCUUACAGCUACCAAGUGUGGACUUUAUUUUCAGAACCUGGGUAAGCCAGGGAAGUGUUUCAUGAAACAAAAAGUGAUUUUCAAUGAAAUUCAGAAGUAAGGAUUUGUGUAGCUUAUAACAAUAGUCAUUGAAAAUUACUAUUUGAUUCAAGAAAUCAUACUACAUAAUGGAGAAUUUGUGAAAAUGCUCACAGAUAAGAGUUUCCCACUGGAAAUCUUACACCAUUCAGGUGUAAACCAAGUAUCAAUCAUUCAAGCCCUAUCGUUUUGAGGAAUCUUAUCUUGUCUGAUAUCCUGAUCCCAGAAGUUAUGAUCACAACUUGCAGUAUUUUGUGGUAGGACCUCAAAAUAUAUUAAUCUUACCAAUCUGUCUUGUUUCAUGAUUUAUGGAGAAAAUACAUCAAAUGGAUAUUGUCUAACUUGCCUCUUCAAGUGAAAUGAUAUCUUCAUUAAUUGCAUUACUUAUCAUGAUACCCUUUAUAUUGUUUAAUACAGUGGCAACUCUAUUGUACAAGGUUCCAUAAAUGUAUGUGUACUUAAUAAUGUAAACAUGGGUUUUCACAGGCAUGGAUAUCUACAAAAAUGCAGCAUAUUUUUGUUCAUAAGCUAAAAUUUGCACUAGGGUUCAGAAAUGUUAUCAAUGGUUUGUAGGAUUUGGCAGUUGUAUAAUGAAUUCUGCAAAAAAACUAAGAAAGGGCAAAUCUUCUGUUUCCCUGUGCAAAACUUUUGGAGCAUCAACAAUAAUGUAGGAUUUUGCCAUUGGUUUACGAGGAUUUCCUUUUCUUUAAUCUGUUAGACCAGGCAUCAUAUUGAUUUGUAAUGAAAGGAACAAGGGUUUAAUAAAUAACAAGAGAAUGAAAAACGUUGAAACCGGAAACAUUGUAUUGUAUUAUGAAUAUUGGGAAGAGGGGAUGGCAUUGAAUAGGUAGAACACUGUACCCAUAAUGGCAGCGCAAAAUGCCAUCUCGCUUAGUGCUAUACAAUAGCAAUAUAAGAUACGGACAUCCUGUAUUUUGUUGAGACAUUGUUACCAUUUAUACGUUGUAGAAAUCUAUGCCAAAAACAACUUUGAUAACAACCAAAUUUGCUUAACUUUUCACACGGUUUUAAGAAUUUUGAUUGUUCUGAUGAAUAUGUUCGUAUAAAUUGCAGCCGUAUGUUUCAUUUAAAUUUACUGACUACCCAUUUUGGCCAUUUAUUAUUGUUGGAAAUUUAUAUGCUUCAUGUCUAAGCUGACCAGCUCAGCUCAGAUUAUCAUAAUGGCAGGAAUUCGCAAAAGAAGUUUAAACCAGGAUGGGGUACAAUACGAUGGACAUGCAGUUUUCAUACAUAACUGUGCUUGUUUCAGUGUGUAUUUAGUGCCCUAUUGGUCCUUUCUCAGUGUACAUGCUGAAUCAAGCACAAUUAUAGUCUAUGAUUUUGUACCCCCCCCCCCCCCCCACACGGUUUAAACGUCUUGUGCAAAUUCACGCCAAUUUUCUUUCAUUCUGUAGCUCUAACACAAAUCAAUUUGUGUUAAUACCAGUAUUUUGAAACCCAAAUCCACUUUUGGUAGUUAGAAAUUUAAAGGAAACUGAUUGUAUAGUUUCAAUUUGUCUGCCUUCCAUAUUAAAGUUAUUAGGAUGUUGCAAGAAACUUAGGUUCAAUUGUGAAUCAAUCUUAAUGAAAGAAAUUUAAUGAAGGAAAUCCGAGUUGUAAUUGAACACAAGUUUCUUGCAACGAUGAUAUGUCUGAUGAGUGCAAUGGAUUGUUACCCUUAAUGUUUGUUAGCACAAUCAUCCUUCCAUCAUAGCAAUCACCACAAAUAAUGCAUUCUCUUCAGGCAAAUGGAACUCUCAUUAGUUUUUCACAUGUAUGUGCUGGCUGUUCAAAUUAAACUUUAUGUCCCCUGGCGAAGGACAAGAAAUUAUAUUUAGCCUCUGUUAUUUAAUAUUCAUUUAGAAAGUGAGCUUAACUUACCAAGAUUUUAACAUUUUAAUAUUCACAUGAAAUUUCAUAAUUCAUUUUAUCAAAAAUCAUACAGUUCCAAUAUGUGUUAUGCUUUACAUGUGCAACAUGAUAUCUAAUCUUUAAAUUUUAUUUCAUACUCCAGAAAUGACUGGAAUAAUAUGUAAUUUAAUUGAUGAUUUUAAUAUUCAUUUGGAUGAAAUCCAAUAAUAAAGCCAUGUAUAUAAUA
Lytechinus pictus (painted urchin) is the source of this 3655-nucleotide messenger RNA. Its product is annotated as malignant T-cell-amplified sequence 1-like. Lineage: Eukaryota; Metazoa; Echinodermata; Echinoidea; Temnopleuroida; Toxopneustidae. Bases 377 to 874 code for a protein of 165 amino acids. Gene Ontology annotation, molecular function: RNA binding. The transcript has 7 exons. Gene Ontology annotation, biological process: formation of translation preinitiation complex. The record is from RefSeq and is a predicted model, not a curated record.